This is a messenger RNA of Clarias gariepinus (North African catfish), 7895 nucleotides long. It is a transcript of the gene syngap1a, whose product is annotated as synaptic Ras GTPase activating protein 1a. The coding region runs from base 1585 to 5172 and encodes 1195 amino acids. NCBI's taxonomy places the organism in Eukaryota, Metazoa, Chordata, Actinopteri, Siluriformes, Clariidae. The record is from RefSeq and is a predicted model, not a curated record. Gene Ontology annotation, biological process: regulation of GTPase activity. The transcript is spliced from 19 exons.
CCGCAAGAGCGCGAGCGCGCUCGCUCGCCUGCGUGCCUCCUCGUACCCUGCCCGCGUGUCACGCGGCGGAGGUGAUGACGUGCCGGCGGUGCGCCCACCCACGCGCCGACGCACUUUCGACGCGAGAUCGCGCGGACUCGGUGGCGGCGGACGCUCGGCGGAGCUGCGCGCUGUCGGUGCGCGUCGGAGGCUGCGGGGACGCUGCGGCGCGCAUCUCUCGGUAAACAGCGGGGUGGAGAGACACAGAGAGAAGGAGAGAGUGAGGGAGAGAGAGGGAGAGGAUGCUGCAGUCGGCACGCCGCUCUGCCCAGGGGAACUGUUCUCCUUUUCUCUGUUUUUCUUUCUUUUUUUUUUUAUUUGAUUGAAGAAAAAAAAUUGAGCAUGCAUUUCUUUAAAAAAAAAUAAGCGUUGCUUAUAAGGCGUUGCGCAUCGCAUCCUGGUUUGGUGCGUAUGGAGUAGUGGAGUGACCUGGACCAUACAACAUCUCUAAUGUAAAAAAAGAAAAAAAAGUCAAACACAUGUCCAAAAAAUCCUGAAUCCUGACAUUUCAAUUUAUAUCUAUAUUUUAUCUUUUUUUAUCGUUUAUUGGAUGCAAAAAGAAAAAAAAAAAACAAGGAGAAGAUGAAAGCCUUCAGAUUGGCAUCAAUACAGCACCUGGAGCCGGGAAGAGAGAGAAAAGUCAUGGAUGCUCGAGCCGGAGGAGGGAGGUGUGUGUAUCUGUGUGUAAUAUCAGUGAUUGGACCUGCAGCCGGAUCAGGGACAGGGAAUGGACAGACAGAACACUCCGCCUGAGAGAGAGAGAGAGAGAGAGACAGAUCUCUUAACAUCAGCAUGUGUUGCACUGACGGAUUGUUAUUCAUUUCUAUGUAUUUAUUAUUAUCAUUAUUAUUAUUAUUUUAAUUUAAAAUGUCAGUGUUUAAAUGCUGCAUGAAAUAUUUACGCCUGGCUAACAGCGGAUGAGAGCGAGAAUGAAUAAUUCAUUAACUGCACUCAUUUCUUUUAAUUGCUUACGAUACUAGAACACAAGCACAGUAUACAGUACAAACCAGUGAACUUGCUCAACACCAUCUAGGCCUUUCUCCAGAGCAACUACCUAAAUGACCUCCCCCCUUAACACGUGAGUGACCAUUGAAAUCGUCAGAUAGUCUUAAUCUUAUUGUAAUUCUAAUCAGACGUAAAAAAAAAAAUAAUAAAUAAAAAAGCACUAAGCCUACUGUACAGUGAGGAUCAAGCUGGACGUUUCGAUGACAAACCACGUAAGGUUGUGCUGGUGACUUUUUGGCGUGGGGUUUGGAACACGUCCCGACACUGCUUUCUUACCCGACCUGUGUAAAAGUUUUAUAGAACUGAGGGAAGGCAAUGAUGGAUGUCUUAAAACGAAAGACUUUUUGGAAAGGCUUAUUUAUGCCUUGCUGAACUGCCGCUUCGUAGGCUUUACCCUCUGAGCUCCACAGACUUUCACUCGAAAAAGAAAAAAUAACAGACGGACUAAACUAAGAGAAGGCCUGGGAUCCUGAAGCCUCCUCUUUCUUUGAGCACGCUCGUGCUCGCAGAAAGAGCUUUGCCACAGUGAGGCAGAGAAGCAUGGAAACUCCGCCCACUGCCCCUCCACAGCAAUUUCGUCAGUCGAGUUUUCUUAGCCGCCGUCUGAAAAGCUCAAUCAAGCGAGCCAAGAGCCAGCCCAAACUUGAUCGCACCGGAAGCUUUCGCCACAUGAUUCUCCCACGAUUCCGCAGUGCUGACCAGGAAAGGACACGUCUGAUGCAGAGCUUCAAGGAGUCGCAUUCCCACGAGUCUUUGCUGUCGCCGAGCAGCGCGGCCGAGGCGCUGGACCUCACGCUGGACGAGGAUGCCAUCAUCAAGCCCGUCCACUCCAGCAUCCUCGGCCAGGAGUACUGUUUCGAGGUAACAACAGCUUCAGGCACGAAGUGUUUCGCCUGUCGAUCGGCUGCCGAGCGGGACAAGUGGAUUGAGAACCUGCAGCGAGCUGUUAAGCCCAACAAGGAUAACAGUCGUCGGGUGGACAAUGUUCUUAAAUUGUGGAUUAUCGAGGCGCGGGAUCUUCCACCUAAAAAGCGCUACUACUGCGAGUUGUGCCUGGAUGACAUGCUGUACGCGCGCACCACCAGCAAGCCUCGAACAGACACGGUGUUCUGGGGUGAGCACUUCGAGUUCAACAACCUCCCGGCUAUCCGAAGCCUGCGCCUGCACCUGUACAAGGAGACGGACAAGAAGAGACGCAAGGAGAAAAGCACAUAUCUCGGCUUGGUCAGCAUUCCCAUCUCGAGCAUCACAGGUCGUCAGUUUGUGGAACAGUGGUACCCAGUCAUCCAGCCCAGUGUCCUUGCAAAGGGUGGAGGUGUGGGCAGUGGAAAGGUCAUUAAUGCCUCACUGAGGCUCAAAUCGCGCUAUCAGACUAUGAGUAUCUUGCCCAUGGAGCUGUAUAAGGAGUUUGCAGAGUAUGUGACGAAUAAUUAUCGCACUCUCUGUGCUGUCCUGGAGCCACUGUUGAGCGUGAAGAGCAAGGAGGAAGUGGCCUGCGCUCUGGUGCACAUCCUACAGAGCACCGGCAAGGCCAAGGAUUUUCUUUCGGACAUGGCAUUAUGUGAGGUGGAUCGAUUCAUGGACAGAGAGCAUCUCAUCUUCAGGGAGAACACACUGGCGACCAAAGCCAUAGAGGAGUACCUCAAACUUGUUGGACAUCGCUACCUUAAAGACACCAUUGGUGAGUUUAUUCGUGCACUGUAUGAGUCAGAGGAAAACUGUGAGGUGGACCCCAUGCGAACCCCACCUUCCAUGCUCCCAGACCACCAGGCUAACCUACGCAUGUGCUGUGAACUUGCACUCUGCAAGAUCAUCAACUCCCAUUGUGUUUUUCCACGGGAGCUGAAGGAAGUGUUUGCAUCGUGGCGUGUGCGUUGUGCUGAACGAGGUCGUGAGGAUAUUGCAGACCGGCUCAUCAGUUCAUCAUUGUUCCUGCGCUUCCUGUGUCCAGCCAUCAUGUCUCCAUCACUGUUUAACCUGACGCAGGAGUACCCAUCUGAGCGCACAUCCCGAACCCUCACGCUCAUCGCCAAGGUGGUGCAGAGCCUGGCCAGCUUCUCCAAGUUUAGUGGUAAAGAGGAUCAUAUGAUGUUUAUGAAUGAGUUCCUGGAGAUGGAGUGGGGAUCCAUGCAGCAGUUCCUCUAUGAGAUCAGUAAUGUGGACUGUGGUAGUAACGCGGGGGCAUUCGAGGGUUACAUCGACCUUGGCCGAGAGCUCUCAAUUCUACACAGCCUGCUCUGGGAAGUUAUGGCCCAACUCAGCAAGGAUGCUAUUUUGAAGCUAGGGCCGUUGCCCCGCUUGCUAAAUGACAUCAGCAUGGCUCUGAGGAACCCGCAGCUGCACCGGCAGGCGAGUCACCAGCCACCUGAACGCCACCUCGCACGACCUCCCUAUAGCCGUCCAGCCACCAAUGACUUCCAGAGCCUGAUGAUGAGGGAGCAGAACAGUUCUAUAGAUAUCUCUCGUCUACCAUCUCCUACCUCUGGAGGCGGUGCUCUCUCUCACCCAGGCAUGGCUGGCUUCGAAAGGGAUCCCCGUGGCAACAAAGAGGUGUUCUAUGUGGCACGCCCACCCUUAGCCCGCUCAAGCCCUGCCUACUGCACCAGCAGCUCUGACAUCACAGAGCCAGACCCAAAGGUGCUGAGUGUGAAUAAGAGUGUAUCUAUGAUGGACCUGCAGGACUCGCGCAUCAACAGCAUUUCCAACCUGCACUCUGUAAACGACAUGCUGAACUCGUCACAGGGCUCCAUCGCUGGACUGGGCAGUUUCGGUGGCGCUCCUCUGCGGCUUGGGGGCAUGAGGUUCAGCCAUUCGGGCGGCCUGGCCUCGGACUCGCUAUCCCAGCAGCAGCAGCAUGCAGCAGCAGCGAUGCACGUCCCACUCUCCUUCCAGAACCCGCUGUUCCACUUGGCUUCGGAUGGGCCUCAGUACCAUGGCCCACCCCAUGCCUCGCAUGCCCCACCUCUCCUGCUUGCCCCAGAGCCUGAGAACGGGCAUGCAGGUUUCGGUGUGCCGGCCUUUGGCCAUGGUGGGUUCUCUCGCAGUGAGGAUCUUUCUGCCCUGCGCACGCAGAACAGCCUGGUGCAGCCCAGUAUCGUCCACUCGCACAGCUACAGCGACGACUACACCCGCCACAACCAGGCUGACUACGCACGCCGGCAGCUAUCACUACAAGUGCAGGAGAAUCUCCAUCAGCAGGUAUUAAUGGGCAUGGCUCCUCAGACCGCCACUGGCACCGGAACACCCGCCUCAGUUGCGACGCCCCCGGCCACCAUGCACCCCGUCCGCCAGGCCUCUAUGGCUCCUCCCCCUACACAGCGGAUAAAGCCUCAGCCUUCCCACCAGCUGUCAGUCAGCUCAGCUGCUAACUCCACCCCACCCAAAGUUCGACCCCAGAGUGGAAACCUCCUUCAGUCACCUGAGUCGAGUUUUGGGGCAAGGCCGAUGCCACGCCAACAGCUGUCGGUUAAGGACAGCCCCGCCCCUGGUCUCCCUCACCAAUCCAGCACAGCCAGUGAUAACCAGACACCACAGGGGGGUGCUAGUGAAAACACAGAGAAUGCACAGAGUGAUACUCCUGCUAAGACUGCUCAACAGCCCAACCAACAGCACCUCCUAAAACCAACUACUAACAAGCAGGGCUCAAAGUCUCCUUCCACACUGAACCCUCCAACCCCUGCAUCAGAGCGGACAGUGGCCUGGGUGUCCAACAUGCCGCACCUGUCAGCUGACAUUGAGAGCCUGCGUGUGGACAGGGAGGACCUAAAACUGAAGGAGCAUUCUAAAAGCAUGGACGAGUCUCGGCUGGACCGGGUGCGUGAGUACGAGGAGGAGAUCCACUCCCUGAAGGAGCGGCUGAUGAUGUCCCACCGUAAGCUGGAGGAGUAUGAACGCAGGCUGCACUCUCAAGAGCAGCAGACCAACAAGAUCCUGCUGCAGUACCAGAGCCGUCUGGACGACAGCGAGAGGAGACUGAGGCAGCAGCAGCUAGAGAAAGACUCGCAGAUCAAAGGCAUCAUCAGCAGGCUGAUGGCGGUGGAGGAUGAGUUGAGAGGCAGUGGCGUUUCUGACCUCAAAUCCGGAAUAUUUACAGGAGAGCCGAUCUAUGGUGGGCACACCGGAACAUGAGUGGACCGCAGCAGCGCGAAAGGAUAUGUGACUGGACCCACACCAGUCCAGGAACCUCGCUUGUUUUUGAUUGGUUGAGAGAGGGGAGAGAAAGAGGAAGAGCCUGAGAGAGAAAAAAAAAAAAAAAACCACAGCUCUGACACAUCAAACCCGAAAAACAAGCACACGAAAUCACAUGAGCACAUUCUUUAUGUCUCUCUACUUCUUUCUCUCCCUCUCUUUUCCUCCCUGAGCCAAAAUAAUGACAAUCACCUCUUUUUUUAUGUAGUGGAUUGACAAAUUAGCUACUUGGUGCUGUUUAUUCUAUUAUUUAUUCGGCCAUUAUUACUUUCGGAUCUUUGGUACAAAUUAAAGCUACAAACAGAGGGACGUGAUUCAUGGAUUCUCUCUCUCUCCCUGUUGUUUUUUUCUGCCCGUAGUACACCUCAGACUUUCUCUCUUAAGUCUUUCCCUCUCUCAGCAGGAGUGUUUGUUGUUCUCAGCAUGAUGGCUGUAGAGGGGUCGUGUUGGUCUGUGUGUGUAUGUCCGGUUAUGGUACGGUGCAUUACCAACUCCAUAACCCACAAGCCUCCAAGCUCUAAUAAUGACUCUUAAAUUUUGUUCUUGUGAUUUUUUUUUUUUCUUAUAAUGAGCCUUUUCAACCUUUUUAUGGAGGUGUGGUCUUUUCUGAGCCAAUCAGAUAUUGCCAUACUGCUCAGAAAGUCCUUCCUGUGCCGCGCAGUAGGCGGUGCCUCUUCUCUGUGCCUAAAGAGCUCUAUACAAAACAGGGGAAAUGAUUAAAAAAGAACAAAGAAAAAAAAAAACACUUCAUCAACAGGAGCGCACAGGACACUCCGGGGUUUUUUUUCUUUCUUUCUUUCUUUCUUUCUUUUUCUUUCUUUUUUUUUUUCCAAGCUGUGGAGUUUGAAAGAGUGUAAUGUUUGAUUAAUAUUGUCUCUGUUUGGACUUUGCUGCUUUAAGGACUUUUAAGGAUCAGCAUCCCUUCAUCUCAUUCAGUCGAUGGGACGGAAAUGACGCCAGCGCCACCGUGUGUGUGCGCGUCUACGAGCAGAAACGACCUGCUUUCGUGAGCGAGACCGUGUGCAGCGUCCGUCUGCACACGAACGAUGGGACGUAUUCCGCGUGCAGGUGCUCCUGGGCAUCGAUGCGAAUGGAUUUGUCUUUUCUUUUGUGAGCGUGUGCAUGCAUGUGCGUGUGAACUAGAGAUACAGGGGAAUAGGAACGGGAUCAGAAGGAGAACACCAAGGAUGACCAUGCUUUCAUCAGCUAACGGCAGGGACCCGCCUUGAGAGGAAACUGCAGUAGAGACGACAACGACGACAACUACAACAAAAAAACAAAAAAAACAAAAAAAAAAUCUAUAUGAUCUAGUAUUUAUAAAGUCUAGCUUUAGUAUUUAUAACUCUAGACCUAUAGCCCAUCUUUAUUCUAUUAGACUUUAUUUAAGCACAAAUGUACCCAUUACCAAUGUACUAUAUUGUGGUAAUGUACUACUAUACUACUCUCCUAAAGCUUGGAGACACGCACAUACACACACACACACACACACACACACACACACAUAUACACUCAUUCACACGCAUAAUGAUCAUAGAAGGAAGUAGUAGCAUCAUACCUCAUUCGGUCCUACUGUUAUCUUCUUCUUUCCAUUAGGCGCACCGCAUUUAUCAACCCGAGACGCUUCUGUCCGGUUUUCCUCGCCGUACGAUUGGAGAUCGGUAGCUGAUUUCUUUCGCUUGUGAGCUUCAGUAGGAUUUUGAUGUACAUAAGAGCUGAGGAUUCAAGACCUGUUGAUUUCUACAGAUUUAUUCAUUUUACCAAGUCCUAUCGUUUUUUUUCUGAUUCUUCCUUGAUGUUCGAUAGAUGAUUACACACAUACUAUACACCAUUAGUUGGUUUUGCUGGUAGGUUUUUAGUCACUUGCUUUUUAUUUAUUAUGAUUCUUCUUAUUAUUAUUAUUAUGAUUAUCAUUACUUUUCCGUGGUGGUUGAAAGUAUUGCUAACUUAUUAUGUCUGCACUUCAGAUAUUAUUUAUUUCAGAAAAAAAAACAAGAAAAAAAAAAAGAAAAACAAAAAGACAAAAGAUCUAAUCAUGCCCCGUGCCUAACUUUUCUGGUUCUGAAACUUCGGUUGGUCAGAAAGACGGCUCGGCUCGGAUCAGAACCAGGAAUAAAUGACAUACGAAGCAGAACUUUACGAUACUCUAGUCACCUUUUUUUGUGUGUAUAAAAGUCCUCCUGAGAAAGAUUGUGCUGUUGAAACUUCUUUUUUCCCCCUCCUCCUCUUCCUCCUCCUCCUCCCAUCGUGUAGCUCUAUAUUUGUUUUUUAGAGUCAUGAGAUUUUGUAUCUUAUCUUCAGAACGAAACGCCCAGAGCGGGUCUACUCCUACCCUUAAACUUAGCCAUAGACAUGGACAAGCCAUACACACCCUGUCCUUCUUACGGGCUUUAGGAGCGUAGGAAUGUAUAUAUUUCUAUAGAACCACAUAAACACGUACCGGCGAAAGGGGAAGGCGCAGUGUUUUAACAGUGUGGGAAACCUCAGCAUAUGGAGAAAUGUUGUGAAUGUUAAUAUUGUUAAGAAGACAAUUAUUCUAUUCAAAUAUUACUAUUAUUGUAAUUAUCAUUGCUUUCAUUUUCUUGAUGAUAUGAUUAUUGAUUGAUCAGAAAAAAAAAAUCUUUCAUUUUGUGAAUAUGAGUUUACUAUUAUUCCAGAAGUUUAAA